Paramormyrops kingsleyae is the source of this 811-nucleotide messenger RNA. The record is from RefSeq and is a predicted model, not a curated record. NCBI's taxonomy places the organism in Eukaryota, Metazoa, Chordata, Actinopteri, Osteoglossiformes, Mormyridae.
UCUCUCUUUUUUGAGGAAGUGUCUAAGCAGUGGGUUGGGCGCCUGCCGCCAUGGUUCAAUAUAAAUCCGUGGCGACUUCCUCAAUCCCACUUUGCGGGUUUGCAAAAGUCAAAGGGACCGUCUCACUGCAGGUUCCCAAGUUUCACCGGACAGCUUAAGAGCUCUCGCCGACGAUGUCCUGGAUCGGGUAUGUCACGAGCUUGAUGGAUAGGGGUUACACGGUGGACGCCGCUAUCGUGGGUUGCCUGACCGGCCAGGAGUCCGUAUGGGCGGCGCACCCCGGUGGAGACUUCGAACGGAUCACGCCACAUGAAAUCCAGCGGCUGUUGAUAAAGGACCGCGGCGAGCUGUUCAGUAAUGGGUUGACGCUGGCGAACACCAAAUGCACGGUACUCCGCGACAGGCUAAACGAGGAUGGUGUGUUCACCAUGGACUUGCGCACCAAGGGGACCGAGCUGCAGCCGGACACCUUCAACAUCUGCGUGGGGAAAUCUGGCCAAGCUUUGGUCCUCGUUAAAGGGAAGAAGGAUGUACAUGGAGGGAAACUGAAUCCCAUGGUGGAUGACAUGGCUGCAUACCUGAGGAAGGCUAACCUCUGAUUCCACAUCCACUGACUGGCAGUCCUUUUUUUGUGGAUUUGGACUCCAUUGGCUUCCAUUAAAGAAAAGCCACUCCCCCCCCCCCCCCCCCGAAAAAUCAUCCAUCAGCUGCCCCAUCAUUAUUCAUAUAAACUUCUACCUGCCCCCACCUUCAAAGUUUGACCACUGAGCAAACUCGACUCGAUGCCAAAUAAAAUGAAGUUUAUACCCAA